UACAAUUCAAGAGCGAUAGUGGCGCAAAAAUGGCUGAAGAUAGUAUUCCCGACCUUAGCCGACCCCAGAUGUAUUUAUUUGGUUGUUCGCUUAAGGCAGAUAAAAAAGAACAUAAAGUGGAAGUGGAUGAUGAUGAAGCUGAACACCAGUUGUCACUCAAAGCGGUGUGUUUGGGUGCAGAGGCAGAAGAUAAGUUUCACACCGUGGAGAUUGAAGGGAUGACGUAUGAAGGGAAGUCCACAAAGUUCCCCCUAGUUGUUCUCAAACCAUCUGUGUUACCGUCGGUGAGUUUGGGGGGGUUUGAGGUCACCCCUCCCGUGUGCUUUCGGCUGCAGUCAGGUAGCGGCCCAGUCUACAUCAGUGGCCAGCAUUUUGUCAGUGUAAAAGACUCUGAUGACGAAGAGGAGGAGAAUAACACAUCACCAGUGAAGAGGCCCUCCAUUAUGCUGUCAGGAAAAGCUCCUCCGAAGAAAAAACUGAAAGUUGAUUCUGAUGAAGACGAAGACAGUGAGGAUGAUGAGGAUGACAGUGAGGAUGAGGAUGACGAAGAUGAUGAUGAUGAUGAGGAAGACGAAAAGCCAGUCAUCAAGGCGAGUUCAAUAAAAUCACCUAAGAAGAGUAAGGGACUUCCAGAGAAGAGUCCAAAGAGCACGCUCAAACAGAACGGGCCUGCAGGAAAAGCCCAGGCGUCUAAGGCGCCGGGAGGAGGCAAAGAUAAGACAGGGCCCAGCACAUCCUCCAAGGGCCUCAGUCUGGCCGACGUCAAGAGCAAGCUGACCGCUGCCGUCAAAGAGGGCAAAUCCCUCCCAAAGACGGAGCAGAAGUUUGAGAAUUACGCCAAAUUUUCCUUCAGGAUCACAGAUAAGCAAGUGGUGAAAGACCUCUGGAAGUUCUUACAGACGCUGAAACCGGAUAAAAAAUAAUUAUCCGCUGUGCCGCCGUUGCCCUGUCAUUUACUGUAACUGUCCCACCCCGUGCGAUUCUAUGUCCCUCAACGCUCUACGAAGACCUGGACAGAGGUGUGUGUCCUCACUCAGCAAUGUGUGAUAGGCUCACACACCACACCACGACUUCUGACUCUCACUAGUCUCAUACCGUCCACUGCGUGAGUUAUUGACAGUGCAAGGAAUCAGUGGACGUGAAGUAGCCACAUAAUCUGGAUUAUUGCUGUUACAUGGACGCUUUCAAGACAGUCGCUUAGGAUCCCAAACCCUAAUCUUUGAGUCUGACUCUGCCCCCUAAAGUGCUGUGUAAGGAAUUAAUAACGAUACAAAAUCUUAUUGCUACAGUACUGAAACUGUAAUAGUGGGGGGAAAACACUGCUCUUUUUUUAAAAAAAAGUUAAUUUAGAGUAACAGGAUUAAGAUGAAAUGUAUUUCUUUAUUUUGUUUCUUUAUUUCUGCUAUUGGAUUUGGUUAACCUAAGUAGUGUAUAGGCUAAUGUUCCAGCUUUCAAGUGUAUUUUUGUAUGUGCUGCUUUGGCAGCAAACUCAUUACCGCAGACAAUUGCUUACUGUAACUGGCAUAACUCCUUGCACUUACCACAGAGUAGAAAAAAAAGACUUCACACCCUAAGUGGAAGUGUGGGCUCUAUGAAGAAACAUGUGAUGGCUGAUUUAAUUCUUUGACAGUGCAAGGGUAAGAAACGUACCAGGUCUAUUUCUGUCAGUUUGAUACAAUCUUCAAAUCCCUCUGGCUGAUAUUGCGCAGUCACUGUGCAAAAUGAUCCCUGUGAGUGUGUUUAUAGUCAACAGGUUUUCCGUCCUCUGAAUAGACAUAGAUAUUAUUGUCUAGCAAUAGACAGCUAAUUAGGUAGAGCCUUUGUAGUUCCAAAAACAAAUCCAGAAUAUUCCUUUUAGCAAAUGGUCUAGACCCCCCUCCUCCCCCCUCCCCAACCCCUUUCCCUUUCCCACUCACACACCUGUGAAAAACUUUCGCAAUGGCAGCUUUGGCAGGGCCAGUUGUGAGGUCCAUCCCUCUGCACCUAAAGGUUCCGUCUCCCAGUGAAGAUUCCGUCUUUGUUUGAGCCAAGGGUUCCGUCUGGCCCUGCCGAUUCCGUCUGACUUCACUUCCAGGCCAUUCCCAAUCCCAUUCCUGUUCCCGUCCCCUCAGGCUCACCCCAGCAGCUCCGAGACGCACAACCCUGAGCAGCUGGAGCACUUUUAAUGCGUCGGCCAGAGAAUGGCACGUGGCCAGGGAGUGCUGACAUGGGGAAAGACCCCUCUCAUAACUCACAUCCAACGCAAAAGGGCUCCGCUGAAACCAAGCAGAGGGUGCAGAGUUGAAAAGAAAACAAAAAACAGCUUCUCAUCUGGUUUGGCCAUGUACAACAGUUUGGGUUUAUUGUGAAAGCUUGUGUUAAUUCUGGGCUUUUGGAAGAUUUUUUUUUGUUGUAACAUUUGCUUGGAAUAUGUCAUUUUCUGUUGCUUCAUUUUUGCUUUAACAAGCAUUUUUGCUUUUGAUUGCUUUUGAUAAAUUUGUCAUGGUAAAGGGACAGUGAAAUGAUAUAAUGAUGAUGCUUGUGUUUAUGUUGUUGUUUGUUUUGUCAUUUGUUUUGACUUUCAACUCUGUUAUACAUCAGUUCAGGAAUCAGUUUGAUCAGUUUGAUACCUAACAAUAGGUUUAUAGAAUAGAAUAUGAUCUUGUCAAGGUAUACUUUUCCCCUGAAAUGUCCUGCAAUGGUUAAAUGUGACUUAGAUGUACCUGCUGAAGUUGAAGCCACCCCAGCCCUUCUGGAAAUAUCUAAGCAAUCACAGUGUCCACUCUCUCUGGACAUCCCAAAGGGGGAGGAUUGGGAAUGCUGGUUGUCUUGUUAAUGCUUGGCUUGUUCCGCAAACAUUUUUUUUUUUUUUAAAGUAAAUAAUUUCAGUAUACAUAAAUAAAAGGUAAUGAUUCUGA
Molecule: messenger RNA, 2897 nt
Organism: Alosa alosa (allis shad)
Lineage: Eukaryota; Metazoa; Chordata; Actinopteri; Clupeiformes; Clupeidae
Gene: npm1b
Product: nucleophosmin 1b
Exons: 11
Coding region: 30-923 (297 amino acids)
Biological process (GO): ribosomal small subunit biogenesis; ribosomal large subunit export from nucleus; regulation of centrosome duplication
Cellular component (GO): centrosome; nucleoplasm; ribonucleoprotein complex
Molecular function (GO): histone binding; chromatin binding; RNA binding
Source: RefSeq, a predicted model, not a curated record